AUGAAGUUUUUCUCCUCCGCAAUUUUCCUGUGUGUGCUUCUGUCUCUUUUGCUGUCAGCAAAUUACAAGAAGGUAGGCGCGGCCUCGAUGGUGCGUCGUUAUAACGCAAAGGUCUUGAAGGAACGAUCUGAGGUAAAAUAUCAUUGAUUUCUAAUGAUAACUAAACUUUAAAACUUAAGACUCAUGUACUGCGAGCAUGAACUGUGGGCUCUUUUUAUCUCUCUCUUAACUCUCGUUUAAUAACCGGAAUUAGAAACAAAAGCUAUGUGGCCAGUCACUUGCAGUUUGAUAAUAAUUCUACCAAUCAGUAAACCCCAUAUCAACUUUACAGAGUUAAUUUUGGAAGGGAAACAAAAAUUUUGUUCUGAGAUGACAAAACGACAUGAAUUAGGCCGUAUAAAACCGAAUGCUGUCAACAAACUGUAACCAGUAUAUUGCACUAGUACACGGCACACUUAAAUCCCAGCUGUUCUUCGCAAUGAUACAGAAGUAUUUCUCCUCUGCUGUUUUCCUUUUUUGCUGUUGGCAAGUUAUAAGAAAGUAGACGCGGCCUCGGUCACACGUCCAUAUAAAGGGAAUGUCUUAAAGAAAGAUCUGAGGUAAAUAUCAGUGAUUUCUGAUAGCUACACUUCGAAAAACUCAUGUACUGCGAGUAUGAAGGAUUUUACAUUCGCUCUCACAGCACACUUCUCCUCCAAGACCACACCUUAAAACACUGAGCGCACAGGUAACACUACGAGCUCUGUUUAAGGAUCUUUAAUUUCUUAACUCUCGUAUAAUAAGGGCAGACCCUUCUAAUAGAAGCAGAUCUUUUUCUGACAGAUUGAAGCUGACAUAUAAUAAAAGUUGAAGUUUUAAAUUACCUCUCAACUGGAGGACAUGCGCAGUUUACCUGUUGUUCUUAGGUCAAAACUUCUUCCUUGCAAUUAAACUUUGUAAUUAUUAAAUUGAAACAUUCGAUUUUGCAAUUCACUGGCAGGAAAUUAAACUGUCUAUUAUCUGAGACACCUUCUAAAAGAAUACAGUUGACUAGCUCUUAACGCGGACACUCUUUAAGGCCAAAACUUCGGUAAAACGGACACUUAGUCCCUGUCCUUCUCAGUAUUCCCUUUAAUUGACUCCCUAUAAGUCGGACAUCGCUCUUAGAAGCACACUUAGUACCGGCUCCAAAGGUGUCCAUCUUAGGGCCAUUUGACUUUAUCUCACUGGAGUCAUGAAUCAGUAGAGGACUUGAAACUCCCUUACCAAUUAACAAAAACGUAUGUUAGUAGUUGUACAGACAAAUGUCCACAACCUAAUAAGUAACUUUUAUUUAUAACUAUGAUCAUUAUUAUUUUACUUUCUUCCUUUUAUUACCUUUUCAGACAAUUCAUUACCGAAGGCGAAUUUGUCAGGCUGCGCGUUCCCUAAACUGUGUCAAAGAAGAAGAUGAGCCCAUGCAAACAGAAUAG
Molecule: messenger RNA, 1451 nt
Organism: Porites evermanni
Lineage: Eukaryota; Metazoa; Cnidaria; Anthozoa; Scleractinia; Poritidae
Source: the annotation of a GenBank genome assembly